CGGGCGAGGGGGGGGACGCCACGGCCCCAGCGCCAGGACAGCUCAGCGAGCGGCCGGCACCCGUGGGACUCGCACCCAGGCCGGCGGAGGAGCAGGUGCCGAGGCGCUGGGCAGGCUCGGGGUCGCAGCGGAGCAUGGGCUGUGGAUGCCACACUGCACCGGGCGCUUGGUGAGUGGUGGCUUGGCGAGCAGCAACCUGAGCCCCUGCCUAAAAAUAGCCCUUCACUUGCCCACGGCCCUGCGACCUUCGGGGCUGUGGCCGGCGGGGGGGAGGCACCGAACCAGACAGCACCUGAACCGGGGGGCUGCCUCUGCCUCGGCACCCCUGGCAGGCACCCAGCACCCCCGGGCUGCAGGCAGGGGAAGAAGACGGGCACGGUGCUGCCGGCUCAGGGCGGUGGGGGUCACGGGAGUGGGCAGGGGAGCUGCAGACCAUGCACCGAGCGCAGGGACGUGGCGGCACGACUAGGGCCGGUGGGGAGCCCCGGGCGGCCCCGCCGAGCCCCGGCAUUCCCCCAAAGCGUGCCAAGGUCACGGCGGAGCCAGGGGCGCCUGAGGAGGGCCCAGCUCGCCUGGCGGCACCAUUUUUUGCACGGAAGCUGAAGAAUGCAGCGAUCGGCACCGGCUGCGACAUCCGGCUGCGGGUGGUGGUGGUGGGCAACCCCCAGCCCAGCCUCCGCUGGUACCGAAAUGAGGAACUGCUGGCCCCAUGCGAGGAGGAGUACGGCACCCUAUGGAUCCGGGACAGCAAAAAGGAAGAUGCCGGCGUAUACACCUGCAUCGCCGAGAAUGAGCGGGGAGAGGCCAUGACCAGCGCCGUGCUGGCCAUCAUUGACAUGGAAGAAGACCGGCCACUCGCGGCGCUUCGGGCGCUUCACGCAUGCGAAGUUUUCCGCUCCUGCAGGAAACAAAGCUACGACUCGGAGACGGGUGAGGAUGAGCCCAGCGACCCCCAGGUGACGCAGCGCAGUGAGCUCCAGGAUGAGACGGCCUUCAGCACCCCCACGGGUGGGUCCGACACCCUUGUGGACGCCUCCAUGAACACGACGCCGACCUCAGUGCUGGCCCUGUCACAAGCAGAGGAGCGCUCCAGCUGGUCGGGCAGCCAGCAGACCGUGGUGGAGAAGGAGACGGAUGCCAACCUCCCCAUGCGGGGACCCUACCUCCGCCCCGCUGCCUGGCAGCAGCUGCAGGGAACCCCAAGGCAAGCAAACGCGCCGGCCCCGCGCAGCGCCGAGGUCCGGCACCUGGGCGUGGAGCCGCUGGUGCGGGCAUCACGGGCUAAUCUGGUGGGCACGAGCUGGGGGUCGGAGGAUAGCCUUUCGGUGGCCAGCGACCCGUACGGCAGCGCCUUCAGCCUGUACCGAGGACGGGCGCUCUCGCUCCACGUCAGCAUCCCCCAAGGGGGCUACCGGAGAGAUGACCCCCACAGUGGCCCUGUAUCUCCAAAGCCUGGUGCUGAGCCUCCGAGGUCCCCCGCUGCCCUGCCGCUGACUGCCAAACCACCCAUCCUCCGCUCACCGUCUCCCCGCGCCGGCCCGUGCCUGCCGCCGCCCGCCGGCACUGCAUCCCAGCCUGCCACCCGUGGCCCUGGCGUCCCCUCCUUCACGCCCGUGACCCCCCGCAAGAAGUCCACGGUGCCAGCCGAGUACCAGGACACUGUCCCUGAGGAGUACGAGGAGAAGAUCAAGAAGCCCAAGUCCUCGGGGUACUCACAGGGCAGCACACAAGAGUCCCGUCCCCAGACACCCAUGAGCGACGCCUCCGGUCGUGUCUCUGUCCGGGCAUCCCCCAAGCUGGUGCGUGCCGGCUCCAAGAUCUUCGAGAGGCUGCAGUACUUCGAGGAGCGGCGGAGGAGCCUGGAGCAGGCGGAUAGCCCCUUCCCCGCACACCUGCCCCUGCGCAAGACGCGUUCCUUCGACCAGCCUGGCUCCGGCUUGCGCCGUGCCGGCACGCUGGGUGGCUCGCGGGAGGACAUGAGGGAAGGUGGCCGCUGGGAGCCAGGCAGCACGGCAGCAUGCCGGCGUUUGGCCUUCCGACAGAAAGCCGCGUCUUUUGAUGAGCGGGGCAAGUUCGCCGGCCGUGUCUACGCCAUCGAGCACAAGUUUGCGGAGGAGCUGACCCGUAUCAAGCGGACGGUCUCUAAGCAGCAGCUGCGGCGCUCCCAGGAGCUGUGCAAAGCUGGGCUGCCCCCGGCACCCUCACCCCCUGCGGCCGGCGAGCCCUCCACCCCCCGUGCCCCCCGCACCCCGUCCUCACAGGGCACCAGUGGGCGCAAGGCGCUGCCACCAAAGACCUUCCCGCCGGUGGAGAGCACACACGUCAUCCAGCACCUGGCACUUUCCAGUGUGGCGCUGGUGGGACCUGAUGCGGAGCCGGAGCUGGGGGGGCAGCGCGGGAGGAAAGCCCUGGCACGGGGCGGCGCAGCGGUCCGUCAGCCCACCGAGGCGGAGGAUGCGGGUGCCAGGAAGGGUCUGCAGCAAGAAGGCACUGGGGAAGUGAAGAAGAAGGAGCAGUGGCCGUUAGCGCAAGCCACCCCCCAGGGACGGGCAGCCCUUUUGCAGGCGGGUCCCGCCGAAGGCAGCCCGUGCCCGGAUGGGGGCCCCGCCAGUGGAGCCCAUGCCCCCGGGGUGGUGAGCGAAGCCCUGGCUGCCCGGCUGGCCGUGCCCCACGGGCUGUACCGGCGGCCAGAGGCGCCCGUGGAAGUGCGGUUCCUGCCCUGGGCAAAGCCAGGGAUGGAGCAGGAGGCUCGCCUGGAGAGGAGCUGGGCAGGGCAGCACGGCACGGGCAGGGAGGUGGAGAGAAGGCAAAUGAAAGUGUCAGAGAAGAAAGAGAGUGGCCGGAUGGCUCAAGAAGGCAGGAGCACGCGGAGCAAGGGGAAGGGGCGCCGAGCCAGGCCCACCUCUCCGGAGCUAGAGUCCUCUGACGACUCCUACGUCUCAGCGGGUGAAGACCCCCUGGAAGCCCCCAUCUUUGAGAUCCCCAUCCAGGACAUGGCAGUGGCUGUGGGGGCGGAGGUGCUGCUCAAGUGCAUUGUCACAGCCAACCCCCAGCCAGAAGUGUCCUGGAGGAAGGACGGGGUGCCGCUGCGGAGCAGCACGACGCGGCCCAUCAAGGCGGAGGGCGAGCGUCAUACCCUGCUGGUCAGGAGCGCCCGGGUAGCCGACGCCGGCCUCUACACCGUCACCGCGGCCAACGAGGUGGGGGCGACCUGCUGCAGUGCCAUCCUCAGCGUGCGGCCCGCCCCCGCCGUGGAGCGGCAUGGGAACUUGGCACCCCCCCUCGGCCAGGCCAGUCCCAUCACUUCGGAUGAGGAGUACCUGAGCCCCCUGGAAGAGUUCCCCGAGUCCGGCACCCCCCAGCAUCGACCGGCCAUGAAGCUGCAGCCUAGAGCUGAGCAUGGGGCUGCCCACGGCUCCCCGGAGAGCACCUUCAAGGCUGCACCCACUUUUGAGGUGUCCCUGUUGGACCAGUCGGUGCUGGAGGGGCAGGAUGUCAGCAUGAGCGUCUGCGUUCGCGGGGAGCCCAAGCCCAUCAUUUACUGGCUGAGGAACCGGCAGCCGGUGAAGUACGGCCGCCGGCACCAUGCGGAGGAAGUGGAGGGGGCACGGGGGCUCUUCACGCUGCACAUCCUGGCGGCAGAGCGCACUGACACCGGCUUCUACACCUGCAAGGCCGUCAACGAGUAUGGCACCAAGCAGUGCGAGGCCAAGCUGGAGGUCAGAGCUCGCCCCGAGUGCCAGUCCCUGGCCAUCGUGGUUCCCCUGCAGGACGUGGUGGUCGGGGCGGGGGAGCUGGCGCUCUUUGAGUGCCUGGUGGCUGGCCCGCCAGACAUGGACGUGGACUGGCUGUCCCGGGGCCGGCUGCUCCAGCCCGCCCUGCUCAAAUGCAAGAUGCAUUUUGACGGGCGCAAGUGCAAGCUGCUGCUCACCUCCGUGCACGAGGACGACAGUGGGAUCUACACCUGCAAGCUCAGCACUGCCAAAGAUGAGCUGACCUGCAGCGCCCGGCUGACGGUGCAGCCCUCCAUACAGCCGCUCUUCACCCGCAAGCUGGAGGAUGUGGACGUGGUGGAAGGGCGGACGGCGCGUUUCGACUGCAUGAUCAGUGGGACUCCCCCCCCAGCAGUCACCUGGACCCAUUUUGGCCAGCCGGUGCAGGAGGGUGAGAACGUGCGGAUUCAGCGGGACAGGGGGCUGCACUCGCUGGUCAUCGUGCACGUGGGCAGCGAGGAUGAGGGGCAGUAUGCAGUGACUGCCAGGAAUGCCCAUGGUCAUGUGGAGUGCUCUGCUGAGCUCUACGUGGAGGAGCCACGGCCGUCUGCCGCCUCCCAGAUCUCCAAGCUGGAGAAGAUGCCAUCUAUCCCCGAGGAGCCAGAACAGGCGGAGACGGAGGCAGAGUGCUUCACCAUGCCCGAUUUCCUGAAGCCACUGCACAACCUGGAUGUGGUGGAGUCAAAGGAGGCUGUGCUGGAGUGCCAGGUGGCCGGGCUGCCCUACCCCUCCAUCACCUGGUUCCACAACGGCACCCGCAUCGACAGCACCGAUGACCGCAAGAUGAUGCAGUAUAAGGAUGUCCAUCGCCUGGUGUUCACAGCUGUCAGCCAUGCGCAUGCCGGUGUCUAUAAAAGUGUCAUUGCCAACAAAGUGGGGAAGGCCACGUGCUACGCGCAUCUCUACGUCACCGACAUAGUGCCGACCCCCCCGGAUGGGCCCCCCACCGUGGCCUUGGUGACCGGCAGAGCCAUCACGCUCACCUGGAACAAGCCCAAGUGGCUGGACACCGCCAUAGACCCCAACUCGGUGACCUACGUGGUGCAAAUGCAAGUGCUGGGCACGAUUCAGUGGCUGGUGCUGGUGGCUGGCGUGCGGGACACCACCUACACGGUGCACAGGCUGACCAAGGGUGCCCAAUACCUCUUCCGUGUCAUCACAGCCACCCCCAAGACCAACAGCAAGCCCUCCCCGCCUGUGGGGCCCGUGCAGCUCCUGGACCGGGGUCCCUACCUGGAAGAGGCCCCGGUCAUCCUGGACAAGCCAGAUGUGGUGUACGUGGUGGAGGGUCAGCCAGCCUCCAUCACCAUCACCAUCAACCACGUGGAGGCCACUGUCACCUGGAAGAGGGGUGAGCAGGUGCUGGUGGAGCAGGAGGGCACAUGCGAGGUGAUGAUGCCGGACGACGACCAGCACUGCCUGCGGCUCCUGUGCGUGGGCCGGGGGGCCGCGGGGCCGCUGACCUGCGAGGUGAGCAACCGCCACGGCACUGCCUGCUGCACCCUCCGCCUCCGCCUCGCAGAGGCACCGCGCUUUGAGUCCAUCAUGGAGGACAUCGAUGCCCAGGAAGGGGAGACGCCACGCUUUGCUGUGGUGGUGGAGGGGAAACCACUGCCAGACAUUAUGUGGUACAAGGAUGGGGAGCUGUUGGAAGAGAGCAGCCACCUGAGCUUCGUGUACGAAGACAAUGAAUGCUCGCUGGUGGUGCUGGGCGCCGCUGAGCCUGACAGCGGUGUCUACACCUGCACAGCAAAGAACCUGGCUGGGGAGGUCUCCUGCAAGGCAGAGCUGGUGGUGCGGGCAGCCCAGCCUGCUGCUGAUGCCACCAUGGAGGAGGAUGCACUGCACAAGGCACGACGCCUGACCGACUACUACGACGUGCACGAGGAGAUCGGGAGGGGAGCUUUCUCCUACCUGCGGAGGGUGACGGAGAAAAGCAGCCGUCUGGACUUUGCCGCCAAGUUUGUCCCCGGGAGGACCAAGGCCAAGCAGUCGGCACGCCGGGAGCUGCACAUCCUCUCGCAGCUGGACCAUGAGCGCAUCGUCUUCUUCCAUGAUGCCUUCGAGAAGAAGAAUGCCGUCAUCAUGGUCAUGGAGCUCUGCGCUGAGGAAGAGCUGCUGGACAGGAUGGCAAGGAAGCCCUCAGUGUGCGAGUCCGAGGUCCGGUCCUACAUGCGGCAGGUCCUGGAGGGGAUCUGCUACCUGCACCAGCACCACGUCCUGCACCUGGACAUCAAACCAGAAAACCUACUGAUGGCGGAUUCAAGCAGCGAGCAGGUCCGGAUCUGCGACUUCGGCAACGCACAGGAGCUGACACCCGAUGAGCCGCAGUACUGCAAGUAUGGCACCCCCGAGUUUGUGGGCCCCGAGAUCGUCAACCAGACCCCUGUCUCCAGCGUCACCGACAUCUGGCCCGUGGGAGUCAUCGCCUACCUCUGCCUGACAGGGAUCUCCCCCUUUGUGGGGGAGAACGACAAGACGACGCUGAUGAACAUCCGCAACUACAAUGUGGCCUUCGAGGAGAGGAUGUUCCAGGGGCUCACCCGGGAAGCCAAGGGCUUUGUCAUCAAAGUGCUGGUCAAUGACAGGCUGAGACCCAAUGCGGAGCAGACCCUGGAGCAUCCCUGGUUCAAGACGCUGGCCAAGGGGAAGGUCAUCAGCACCGACCACCUGAAGCUCUUCCUCUCCCGUCGGAAAUGGCAGCGCUCGCAGAUCAGCUACAAGUGCAACAUGGUGCUGCGGCCGAUCCCAGAGCUGCUGGAGGACACAUCCAACCACCUCUCCAUCGCCGUGCCCCGGCACCUCAAGGAGUCACCAGCACUGUCGUCCUCCUCGGACUCGGAUGACCUGGACGAGCUGCCCUUUAUCCCCAUGCCACACCAGGUGGAGUUCUCUGGCUCCCGCAUGUCGCUCAACGAGAUCCCCACGGAUGAUGAGGCCAUUGGGCCAUCUGAGGGGCCACGGCUGGAGGGGGUCACGCCGGGGGAUGUCUCCGCCAUGGAGUGGCAGAGCCAGAGUGUGGGGAAGCCCGGAGUGGCCCUGGGAAAGCGGCCAAGGGGUGUCGGGCCGCGGCGGCCGUGCACGGAGGCGGAGGCACCCGGCUCCUCCGACGAAGAAGCUCCUGAAGCCCAGAAGCGGCCAGAGUACCCCCGCAAAGCCAUGAGAAAGGGCUCCAGCCUAGAGUCCCCGGGGAGUGCCCGGCGGGGAGAGCUGAAGAGGGGCGGCUCUGCCGACAGUGCCCUGCUGCUCCACCAGCCCCUGGGGACCGAGGAGGGGGCUGAGGUGGGCCGGGACCCCCGCCGGGCCUUGGCUAAGGCGGCCUCCAUGGAGCUGCCGUGGCGGAAGGGGACCUGGGGGGAGGACGAUCAUGCCCAGCGCCUGGAGCUGAUGCGCCAGAGGCUUCUGCGGGGCGGCCCUGGGGACGGCAAGGUCAGUGGCCUGCGGGGUCCCCUCUUGGAGACCCUGGGGGUCGGCCCUGACAAGAAGGUCCCACGGCCAACCCGGUUGGAGCCACCGGCGCCAGCGGUGCCACGGCUGGUGCGGGCAGCCUCCAGCGAGGCCACCUCACCACGCCUCCUCCCUCCUGAGCAUCGGCUGCAGAAGAGCAGUUCUUUCAGCCAUGGGGACACCGAGCCCGUUGUCCGGCACCGCCGUUCCGGCGCACCCCUGGAGAUCCCAGUGGCCUGCCUGGAGGCCCAGCGGCUCAAGGAGUCCCCAUCACUCUCAGCCCUCUCUGAUGCCCGGCCCCCAGCGCCGCCAGACACCCCUGGCCCACCACCACUCCCCGUGGUGGAGACUGCCGUACCCCGAGCCCCCGCCACCAAGGCUGCCCUGGGGACAAGGAGCAUACCCGAGACGCGCAGCCAGUCUGGGGCCAGCCCGGCUGCCACCACCACGGGGAAGAAGCCCAUGGCCAGAGGGCAGGAGGAGACGGCACCCACCAAGGCCCCUGGAGCCAGCAGGGAGGGGGCUGCCAGGAUGGGAACACCCACCCCACCACAGCCCCCUACUCCCAGCACCCAAGCCCCCAAAACAUCUUCCUAUGCGAAGGUCAUGCAAGCCAUGGGAGCCACGCAAGGUGGGGAGCCAGCCACUGAAGAAGCCCCCCAGCCCCCACCGGCCACCCCUGCUGAGCCCCCCGCGCCAGCACCAGCACCGGCAUCGAGGAGGGAGGCAAAGCCCACCGGCUCCUCCAGCUCCCUGCUCAUCCAGGACAUCGACUCAGAGGAGGUCUUCGAGGCCAAGUUCAAACGGGGCCGGGAGUCAUCGCUCAGCCGGGGGCUGAAGCUCCUCACCCGCUCCCGCUCCGAGGACCGGCACCUGGCCGGCCUCCCAGCCCCCAGUGAGGGCAUCUACCGUCCCACACCGGCCGGUGUGCCCCUGGAGCUGCGCAGGGACCAGCCCACCGGGCUGGCAGCCAAGUCCAAGUCGGUGCAGGACCUGCACGAGGUGGAGAAGGACAGGAGCUUCCUCCGGAGGAUGUCCGUGCUCCUCAAGCGGACCCCGCCUGCCGAAAGGAAGAAGAGCAGGGGGGAAGAUGGGGGCGGCGAGACCCCAUCCAGCGGGCGCCGCUUCUCCUGGAGCCUGUCCCUGGGUGGCUCCAAGGAGCGGAGGGACUCGGAGAGCCUCAGGUCUGAGCCGGGGGGCGGCGGGGAGAGCGAGUCGCCGGCGGGGGCCGUGCGGAGGAAGAUCAGCACCACGGUGGAGCGGGUCUCGGCGCGGCUGCGCAGCCUCUCGGACGAGCGGCCGGAGGGCGAGGGGCCCGGGGGGCUCCGCCGCGCCAGCUCCGAGGGGGAGAGCCUGCGGCCGGGGCCCCCCCCGGCACCCGCACCCUCCUCCGAGUCCCUGCGCUCGGAGGGCAGCACCCGCUCCUCCGCCUCCGCCAAAGGUGGGGGUGAGAGCCAGAAGCGGUCCCGCUGGGAGCGCUGGGGACUCUCGCGGGGCAAGAAGGAGAAGGUGGCCUCGCAGCCCAGCAUCCCCUCCAUCCUGCUGCGGGAGGAGGGACCCGCCGCCGGCCGGCCGCACGCACCCAGCGAGUCGGAUUUCCCCCCUGUUUUCCACAUCAAGCUGAAGGACCAGGUGCUGCUGGAGGGCGAGGCGCUGACCCUCUGCUGCCUGCCCGCCGGGAGCCCGACCCCCAGGAUCGUCUGGAUGAAAGACAAGAGGUCCCUGCAGCCAGACAACACAUUGAAUGUCGUCUCCUGCAAGGAUGGCCGGCAGAUGCUCACCAUCACCAAGGUCUCCAGGAAGGACGCAGGGCUGUAUGAGUGUGCAGCCGCCAACACCCUGGGCACGGCCAUCAGCUCCUGCACGCUGGCUGUGGCACGGCUCCCCGGGAGGCCGGGCACCCCAGAGAUCCCCCAGAAGUACAAGAACACGGUGCUGGUGCUGUGGAAGCCCGCGGAGAGCAAAGCUCCCUGCACCUACACGCUGGAACGCAGGCUGGAAGGGGAGCACGAGUGGAAGAUCAUCAGCACAGGCAUCGCCGACUGCUACUUCAAUGUGACGGAGCUGCCUCCCGGGAGCACCGCUAAAUUUCGGGUGGCCUGUGUCAACAAGGCCGGGCAAGGGCCCUACAGCACCCCCUCAGGGAAGGUGCACCUUGAGGCAGCAGAUGCACAAGCUGCCGCAGCCAAGGACGUUGCCAUCCCUGUCCCUGUCCCCGAGAAGGUGGCUUCCAGCCGGUCAACCCAGACGCCUGUGGGACAGCUGGAGCCACCGGCCACAGGGCCCCCCCCUAUCACGCCACCCCGCAAGCACAAAGGAGCGGUGCAGAAGGCAGAUGGGGCAGCACAGGCGGAUGUCUCGCCAGGGGUCCUCCAGCCCCCUGCACCCCACGAGGAGGGGCUGCGGACGGACCCCGAGCUCCCACCCAACAUCACGAUCUGCGUGCCCCCAGAGCUGAUGUUCACCCCCCCUCGGACUGUCACCUCACCCCAUACAGACACCCCCACCCGGGGGUCCCCCACGCCCCCCACGGACACGUCCCCCCCACCUCAGGCUCCAUCCCCUUCCAAGUUGUCCCCCAUUUCCCCCGUGUCAACGACCCCCAGCUCAGCUCCCACGCCGUCUCCCGCCCCCAAUGCUGCGCCUGUGCGAAAGAUGCCCCCCUACAUGGUCACCUCCUUCGUCUCCAUGCCCCCCACGUCACCCCCAAUGCAGGAGCCCUCCCCCACUGCCCUGUCCUCCAAGGAGCCCCCAGCCGGGAGCGGGGUCUCGGGGGCUAAGGACAGCAUGGCGCUGCGGCAGGGUGUCCCCCAGAAGCCAUACACCUUCCUGGACGAGAAGGCGAGGGGCCGUUUCGGGGUGAUCCGGCUGUGCAAGGAAAACGCCACGGGGAAGCACUUCAUGGCCAAGAUUGUGCCCUAUGAGGCAGAGAGGAAGCAGAGUGUGCUGCAGGAGUACGAGAUCCUCAAGGCCCUGCACCAUGAGCGCAUCAUGGCCCUGCAUGAGGCGUACAUCACCCCCCGCUACCUGGUACUCAUCUGUGAGAACUGUGCCGGCAAGGAGAUCCUCUACAGCAUCGUGGACAGGUUUCGCUACUCAGAGGACGACGUGGUGAGCUACGUGCUGCAGCUCCUCCAGGGCCUUGAGUACCUGCACAGCCGCCGCAUCGUGCACCUCGACAUCAAGCCAGACAACAUCGUCAUCUCGGGGAUGAAUGCCCUUAAGAUCAUUGAUUUUGGCAGCGCCCAGACCUACAACCCCCUUGUGCUGCGGCAGCUGGGGCGGCGUGUUGGCACCCUGGAGUACAUGUCGCCGGAGGUGGUAAAGGGUGACCCGGUGGGCUCCGCAGCAGAUGUCUGGGGUGUUGGCGUCCUCACCUACAUCAUGCUCAGCGGGCGGUCCCCGUUCUUCGAACUGGACCCCAUUGAGACGGAGAACCGCAUCCUGGCAGGGCGCUUUGAUGCCUUCAAGCUGUACCCCAACGUCUCGCAGAGCGCUGCCCUCUUCAUCCGCAAGGUCCUCACUGUCCACCCCUGGAGCCGCCCCACAGUGAAGGACUGCUUUGCCAAUGCCUGGCUCCAGGACGCAUACCUGAUGAAGCUGCGCCGCCAGACCCUGACCUUCACCACCAACCGCCUCAAGGAGUUCCUGGUGGAGCACCAGCGGCGCCGCGGCGAGGCUGUCACCAAGCACAAGGUCUUACUCCGCUCUUACCAGGGUGGCCAGCCGCCAGGGCUGCAGUAGCCAGCGCCUCA
Grus americana (Whooping crane) is the source of this 10975-nucleotide messenger RNA. It is a transcript of the gene SPEG, whose product is annotated as striated muscle enriched protein kinase. The record is from RefSeq and is a predicted model, not a curated record. The transcript is spliced from 43 exons. Gene Ontology annotation, molecular function: protein binding; ATP binding; protein kinase activity. Gene Ontology annotation, biological process: muscle cell differentiation; protein phosphorylation. The coding region runs from base 435 to 10964 and encodes 3509 amino acids. Lineage: Eukaryota; Metazoa; Chordata; Aves; Gruiformes; Gruidae.